Ailuropoda melanoleuca (giant panda) is the source of this 1988-nucleotide messenger RNA. RefSeq names its product follistatin like 3 (gene FSTL3). Lineage: Eukaryota; Metazoa; Chordata; Mammalia; Carnivora; Ursidae. Gene Ontology annotation, molecular function: protein binding; collagen binding; extracellular matrix binding. The record is from RefSeq and is a predicted model, not a curated record. Gene Ontology annotation, biological process: anatomical structure development.
CCACUGCCCUGGGGGGCCUUGGCUUGGGCUGUGGGCUUCGUGGGCUCCGUGGGCUCUGGGGACCCCGCGCCCGGUGGUGUGUGCUGGCUCCAGCAGGGCCGAGAGGCCACCUGCAGCCUGGUGCUGAAGACCGACGUGAGCCAGGCGGAGUGUUGCGCCUCCAGCAACAUUGACACCGCUUGGUCCAACUUCACUCACCCAGGGAACAAGAUCAGCCUUCUGGGCUUCCUGGGCCUUGUCCACUGCCUCCCCUGCAAAGAUUCGUGCGAGGGCGUGGAGUGCGGCCCCGGCAAGGCGUGCCGCAUGCAGGGGGGCCGCCCGCGCUGCGAGUGCGCGCCCGACUGCGCGGGGCUCCCGGCGCGCCUGCAGGUUGGCUCGGACGGCGCCACCUACCGCGACGAGUGCGGCCUGAGGGAGGGGCCCGCCCGCGGCCGGACCGCGCCCCUGACCCGCCCCGGCGCCCCGCCCGCAGAGUCGUGCGCGCACGUCCUGUGCCCGCGGCCGCAGUCGUGCGUGGUGGACCAGACGGGCAGCGCUCACUGCGUGGUGUGUCGCGCGGCGCCCUGCCCCGCGCCCUCCAGCCCCGGCCAGGAGCUCUGCGGCAACAACAACGUCACCUACAUGUCGUCGUGCCACCUGCGCCAGGCCACCUGCUUCCUGGGCCGCUCUAUCGGCGUGCGCCAUCCCGGCAGCUGUGCAGGCACUCCUGAGCCGUCAGACGCGGGGUCCGAGGAGGAGGAGGAGAACUUCGUGUGAGCCUGUGGGGCCGGCUUGGGCCUGGCGUUCAAGGCCUCCCCGUUUUAUUUAUUGCCACAGCCGAGUCUAAUUUAUGUCCCAUGGACGCUCCCCAGAGCCUGGACCGGGACCACCUGGCCCCCCCCCCCCGGGAGCCCUCUGACAAUAUCUUGGAAGGUUUGGGGGAAGGAAGCCUGGGAGUGUGGCUGGUGGGUGGGGCCCCCUUCCCAGGCACCAUGCUGCCCAAGAGGACCCCAUGCUGCUUCUGCUCUAGGGGCUAACUUAAUUAUCGCUACCACGGAGAGGGCUGGGGACUCACCCCUGCCGUCAAUUAAUGACGAAGCACCCCAGCCUUCUAGACGACAGACCGGGAGUAAGGAAGGGGUCCACAGCCUGGGUCUGUAUAAAUGAACCUCAGAAUCUGCCCAGGCCUCCGAUAGGCCAAGGAAGCAGCCACUGUCCCCAGCCCGCUCAAGAACUCCAGGGUUUACCUUCCCUCUCCCCAUUUCCCUAGUGCAUCCUGUGGUGGCCCCUGUAAAAGCCCAGCUUGUCUCCUGGAGUGGGCUGAGGGGUGGGGGUACUACCUGUGUCUCCUGACAUGGGCCUCAGGCCAGCAUCAGCCCAGAAGGGGGCAUUAUGUCCAGUGGUGCCCAGUGCACUUGGGGUGGGACCCGGUGGGGUGCAGGAGUUCCUGCUUACCCACUGGCCCACGGUGGGGUGUAUGUGCCAGGACCCACUGCAUACCCUGCCUCCCGGAGCCACGUGUCUGAGUGGCACCCCUAGUGCCUGCUGCCCCAUCCUCAGGUGAGGUCCAGACCAGAACCCCUCAGUCCCACGAGACUGGUCCUGGCCAAGCCUCCAAGCCCAGUUCCCAACUGGACUCCCCUCACCGACUGGCCGGCUCAGGAGUCUUGACACCAGCCAGAUGCUGGCCUUGGGCAGAGUCCCUGCUUUCUGUCUGGGCUGUUGCUUGGUGUCCCCACCCCGUGUCUGCAUGUGGACCAGAGGCUGAGGCCACACGUGGGGGGCCCAGUGGGCAAGAGCCCAGCUCCCCGAGUUUGGGGAGAGGAGCACAGGGGCAGUUCUAUCUUCUCCUAACCCCUCAGAAGUGCCUUACCUGUGAUCCCGAGAAGUGCCCUUGAGUAAUGGGUUCACCUGAGCCCCCCCACACACACACACAAGGCCACCUCCCCCAGCCUGGGGUCCUGCCUCACCAAAGAAAUAAAGACUCCACUUUGGAGUGUCCAAGUCUU